Messenger RNA from Fraxinus pennsylvanica, 1242 nucleotides. The record is from the annotation of a GenBank genome assembly. NCBI's taxonomy places the organism in Eukaryota, Viridiplantae, Streptophyta, Magnoliopsida, Lamiales, Oleaceae.
AUGGGGCCAAUAUUCUACAUACUGAUUGCUUUGCCUUGUACAAUUGGGGCAAUUGCGUUGGCGCUUCUCCACAUUUACAUGCACCUCAUGAAUUAUACUGAACCCAUAUAUCAGAGAUACAUUGUCCGAAUUAUCUUUAUGGUUCCUGUUUAUGCAUUAAUGUCAUUCUUGGCCCUCGUCAUAAAUAAGGGUGCAAUCUACUUCAAUUCUAUCAGAGAAGUAUAUGAAGCUUGGGUCAUUUAUAACUUUCUGUCAUUGUGCUUAGCCUGGGUGGGUGGACCGGGUGCUGUGGUGUUAAGUCUGAGCGGCAAAGUUCUAAAGCCAAAUUGUUGGUCAAUGACAUGCUGCUUAGCUCCAGUUCCAUUGGAUGGUCGCUUUAUACGAAGGUGCAAGCAAGGAUGCUUGCAAUUUGUGAUCCUCAAACCUAUGCUAGUAGCGGUUACAUUUAUACUUUAUGCGAAAGGGAAAUAUGAAGACGGAAAUUUCAGUCCAAUGCAAUCCUACCUCUAUCUCACCAUUAUUUAUACAAUCUCAUACUCAGCAGCACUUUAUGCCUUGGCCUUGUUCUAUGUGGCCUGUAGAGAUUUGCUUCAGCCAUUCAAUCCAGUUCCAAAGUUCAUAAUUAUCAAGUCAGUUGUAUUUCUUACUUAUUGGCAGGGGGUUUUGGUUUUUCUUGCGGCAAAGUCUGAUCUAAUAAAAGAUACAGUGGAAGCUGCAAACUUUCAAAGUUUUAUAAUUUGUGUCGAGAUGCUCAUUGCAGCGGUUGGUCAUCUUUAUGCAUUCCCAUACAAGGAAUACGCUGGUGCAAAUAUUGGUGCUUCUCGUGGCUUUACAGCAAGCCUCACACAUGCUCUGAAAUUAAAUGACUUUUACCAUGAUACUGUCCACCAGUUUGCACCAACAUAUCACGAUUAUGUUCUCUAUAACCAUAAUGACGGUGACGAGGGAACAAGGAAAUACAGGGCACGAACCUUUGUUCCAACUGGCCCAGAAAUGGACGCAGUUAGACGGAAUAAACAUAUGUUUGGUAACAAAUCAGAAGAUGUACAUUUUUCCAGUUUAUCAUCUCCAGCCAAUUAUGCUCCUCAGAAUCCAGGCAUGGGGCAAAAUCUCGUGAAAUCAGAGGCCGUUAACACGUCAUUACUCAUGGACGCAUCGAGUACUCUCUCUGUGCCUUAUGACCUUUCCCUCAUUGACUUAGACAUGUCUAAUAACUCGGCAAAAGUGCCUGCAGCCAAAUGA